AUGAAGUUCUUCUCCCUUGUCAGCGCCAUGCUCUUCGGGCUCGCAGCAGCCGCCCCAACAGUCACAGUCGAUUCAGAACUAGCCAAGCGCGUCGACGGCACACAUUCUCUCGAAGGGAAGUUUCAGCUCGGCCGGCUGUGGGUUAUAUAG
Parastagonospora nodorum SN15 is the source of this 150-nucleotide messenger RNA. RefSeq lists its product as hypothetical. The transcript has 3 exons. Bases 1 to 150 code for a protein of 49 amino acids. Lineage: Eukaryota; Fungi; Ascomycota; Dothideomycetes; Pleosporales; Phaeosphaeriaceae. The record is from RefSeq and is a predicted model, not a curated record.